AAAAUGCACACAAAAGAAAAGCCAUAUUUACGAAAGUUUUAGAAAAUUUUCCCAGUAAAUUCCUAAAUACGAAUUUGCCAUUCUUGAGUAAAGUUUGAGUUAGAGAUUAGUGUGUGGCAGAGUCCUCAGAUCCAAAUCCCAUUUGCCCCAAACCUGAAGAAUCGUACCAACAAAAAUGGCUCCGAAAUCCGAUACCCAUUCCUCUUCCACCGUCGCCGGGGACUCAUCUUCCUCCUCCAUCGAUCCCCUUUUCCACACUCUCCGCGUGAUCCCCUACAGUUUUCUCCGGACGCCGCGUCUCCGCCUCAAGCUCCCCACCUUCACCUUACCUUCCCCCAUGACCGUGUACGCCCUAGUCCUUCUGACUUACUUUAUGGUGGUCUCGGGCAUCGUCUACGACGUCAUUGUCGAGCCCCCUGGGAUCGGCUCCACCCAGGACAGGGCAACAGGGGCGGUCCGACCCGUGGUCUUCCUCCCUGGGCGGGUCAACGGCCAGUACAUCAUCGAGGGAUUGUCUUCGGGUUUCAUGUUCGUGCUCGGUGGAGUGGGGAUCGUGCUCAUGGAUCUCGCCCUCGAUCGCAAUCGAGCGAAGAGCGUGAAGGUCUCGUACGCCUCCGCCGGAAUUUCCUCCGUCGUCAUUGCUUAUAUUAUGAGUAUGCUCUUCAUUCGGAUCAAGAUUCCGGCUUAUCUUAGUUAAGAUUUUCUAUGCUCUGCUAUAGUUUUUGUUUUUAAUGUUUUGCGAAUUAUGAAACUGUGAUUCGAAUUGCUAGUAUAGAGUUCUUAUUUUGAAGGUUAUAUGACCUUAAUAUCUUACAGCUGCUCUAAGUACUUUUAGGACUUAAAAAUAUAUGAUGAGAUUUUUGUAUGAUGCUUAAAUUUCUACGUAGCUCAUGGGUGUUUCUAAGCUAAAUUGGAUUUUUGAAUUGAAUUUCUGAUAAUGCUGCUGCCUAUUUCAGUGCUGGGGUUUUCUUACUGAAUAGAUUGUCAUUGAACAUA
Humulus lupulus (European hop) is the source of this 996-nucleotide messenger RNA. RefSeq lists its product as uncharacterized. The transcript has a single exon. The coding region runs from base 176 to 697 and encodes 173 amino acids. The record is from RefSeq and is a predicted model, not a curated record. Gene Ontology annotation, cellular component: oligosaccharyltransferase complex. NCBI's taxonomy places the organism in Eukaryota, Viridiplantae, Streptophyta, Magnoliopsida, Rosales, Cannabaceae.